Molecule: messenger RNA, 855 nt
Organism: Pipistrellus nathusii (Nathusius's pipistrelle)
Lineage: Eukaryota; Metazoa; Chordata; Mammalia; Chiroptera; Vespertilionidae
Source: the annotation of a GenBank genome assembly
AUGGCCACGGAUUACCUGUGGAUUGAGGGGAUCCCUUUCCACUGGACCACCAUCCGGGACCUGAGGUCCCUGCGGGACGGGUUCCUGGUGAGGGACCAGGAUGUCAUCACGCUGUCCUACCCAAAGUCAGGAACCAACUGGAUCAAGGAGAUCACCAAUCUGAUCCACACGCGGGGCGACCCCAGCUGGGUGCAGUCCGUGGUCAGCUGGGAGCGCUCGCCGUGGAUCGAGACGCCCGAGGGGCUCGAACUUAUCGAGAAGCAGGGAGACCCGCGGUCCUACACCUCCCACCUCCCCGUGCACCUCUUCCCCACGUCGCUGUUCACGUCCAAGGCCAAGGUUAUUUACAUCAUGAGAAACCCCAGGGAUGUGAUCGUUUCCGGGUACCAUUUCCACAAGACGCUGAAAAUCACCAAAAAUCCAAGCUCGUUUGAAGAGUAUUUUGAGUGGUUCCUUCGAGGAAACGUGCCCUUCGGCUCCUGGUUCGACCACGUGGGCGGCUGGCUGCAGAUGAGGGGAAAAGAGAACUUCCUGUUUAUAUCCUACGAGGAGCUGCAUCAGGACAUCAGAGCCAGCGUGGAGAAGAUCAGCCGGUUCCUGGGCACCGAGCUGAACCCGGAGGAGAUGGACUCCGUGCUCCAGCACGUCACCUUCCAGGCCAUGAAGGACAAUAAGAUGAGCAACUUCUCGCUGGUCCCCGACAUCCACAUUGACCACAGCAACAUGCGUUUCAUGAGGAAAGGCAUCGCCGGGGACUGGAAGAACCAGCUCACCGUGGCCCAGACGGAAGCCUUCGACAGGGUUUACCGAGAGAAGAUGGCGGGGCUGCCCCCGGGCCUCUUCCCGUGGGAUUAG